AUGCAGCAGGUUUCGAAGACUGUGGCUGUUUCGGGGGAGUUGCUUCUUUGGUUCGAGGAGGGCCACUCGGGGCUACCUUCGAAUGAACCUUUUGGGUGUUACCGGCAGUCUGCUUCUCACUCACAUUUCGCUCCCCCCUCUCGCUUCCUUUUGCCUGACGCUGGCGUUGCACUUUUCCCGGAGCCGCCAGGACUUUGUACCCCCGACUUUGGCUUCGUCUUAGGAAAUUCUCCAACGAUGUCACCACACUUGGAAAUGAAGGGCAAGUUGCGUUUCUGGCUAAGAGGGAUGGCUUUCUCUUCCGAAACCAAGCCCACAAGACGAGCCGUUGUAGGAGGCAGUCUGUCCCCGGGAAAGGAUUGGAACUCACGAAAGGAAGAGAGACAGCGGUUCCAGUAA
Messenger RNA from Prunus armeniaca (apricot), 399 nucleotides. The record is from the annotation of a GenBank genome assembly. NCBI's taxonomy places the organism in Eukaryota, Viridiplantae, Streptophyta, Magnoliopsida, Rosales, Rosaceae.